AAAGCGACGUCGACGUCGCGUCGGCGGCUCCUCUCACUGACGUCGACGCCAUCGCCGUCGUCGUACUGCCGUCGACGUCGGGCAUCGUCCCGAUCGCGUGCGUUAAUUUCACGUUCGAUUAACGGGGUUAACGACGAUCGCGAUAGACGUACGAUGGCGCGCGAGCGUGUGAAACAAUAACAAUCCGCGUUAAUACGCGUACACGCGUGCGUCGCGUCGCGUCGACGGCGACAGCGGAGACGCGCGCUAGUCGUCGGGAUAUCAAUCGGGAGAUAUCGCUCGCGAGCGAUGUGAUCGAAAAUCGCGUCGUUUAGCUUUCGUCCGGUAAAAGGACGAGGGAAAAUAUUGGAUCCGCGUGUCGCCGAUUAACUCGUGCUCCUCGCGUAAUCGACGUCAUCGUUCGAAGCGACGUCGAACGUCGCGGACAUUUGGACUUUGGUUCAAGCCGACGAAAUACGAGUGAGAGAAAGAGAGAGAGAGAGAGAGAGAUAGGUCGGAAAUAGAUAUUGAAAAUUAUAGACGUAACGAAGAGACGUUGGUGCGUCGCGAGAAGCGACGAGGAAAUACGCGCACCGUUUCCGUCGUCCCUCGCCAUCGUCACCGUCAGUGCUGGAGAAAGACUCUUUCGUCCCUGUAGAAAUUUUAUUUCUCGCGGACUUGAAAAUUCCCCCGGAUUCGCGCGUGUAUCGUUUCUCUCGAAACACGUACGUCCUCGACGAGUAUAGACAGAGGGAGUGGAAAGAUAUUUCGAGAAGAAAAAAAAAAAAAAAAUCGUUAAACAUGAAAACGGCCUACUUUCCUCGGGUAACGAAGCGUCGCGCAAUUUAUGUUUAUACGUGAGAACAUAAUCGGCAAAAGAGAAAGAGAGAGAGAGAGGAGAGAGGAGAGAGGAGAGGAGAGCACGCCCUUGACAGCUUCUUCGCGCUCGGAAGAGGGCGGCUCGGAUGAUUCGGCCCCCGUAUGACGCCCCACUUAGGCCGCUAGGGCAGCGCAUCCGCCACUGGCCGGUGGCGGUGACGAAAAGGGGCUGAUGUCAGUGCGGCCACUCGGCGGCGUUCGCUCGUAUCAGCAGCACAAGCAUCAGCACAAGCAGCAGCAGCAGCAGCAGCAGUGGCGGCGGUGGCGGCGACUCGUUGGAUGCGCGAACGCGAUACCGCACGCAUCGGCGUCGUACCGUAAACGAGACGGUGAGCGAGAUAGCCGACGACGACGACGACGAGGAGAAGGAGGAGGAGGAGGAGAAGGAGAAGAAGGACAAGAAGAGCAUCGGUGUCGGUAUCAGUAUCAGCGGCGGCAGCGACGACGACAAGAGGAGGAGGAGGAGGAGGAGGAGGAGCAGCUGCAACGACGACGACGACGACGGUGAUGCUCGGCGGCGGCCGCGAGAUAUUGACGACGAUCGGCGGUGGAUCGGCGGCGACGUUUCACGACGGCGACGACGCAUCUGGCGCGCGCGAUCGUGGCUGUUGCCGGCGCGUCGCCCGUCCCGAGGCGCAGCUCGUGGAAUAAUGCGCGUUAGGCACGACGACGUUAGCACGACGACGAGGCGCCGCGUUACGACGGGACGACGACGACGGUACGACGGUGCGACCCGUGGGACCCGUGCGACGUGUGGUGGAUCCGCGACGUGCUGCGGUCAGCUACGACCACGACGAUUACUACAACAAUUACUACUACUACCAUCGCUACUAUUACUACUACCACCACCACCGCCACCACCACCAUCAUCAUCACCGUCACCACCAUCGCAGCAGCAGCUGCAGCAGCGCAAUUAUGUACGGUUCCGAGAUCACGUAGUGUCGGGCGUGUAAUUAUGUUGUUGUCAUCGUCGCGCGGCGCGCCCUGCGUAGCUUCACGGUGAAAAUCUGGCGUGAACGGUUCCGCGGUGGAACGGGGAAUAUGGCGUCGGUCUCGGCCGAGACUCCAGCCAGCCAUGGGCACAGCUUCAGUAAGAAAACGUUUCACAAACCGACGUACUGCCAUAGCUGCACGGACAUGCUCUGGGGCCUCAUACAGCAGGGGUACAUCUGCGAAGUGUGUAACUUCGUGGUGCACGACCGCUGUCUCAAGGCCGUCGUCUCUCCCUGCUCCAGCAUCGCGGCAAGCCUGAUUAAGAACCCGGUCGCACACUGUUGGUCCGAACAAGUACAUCAUAAAAGAAAAUUCUGCAACGUCUGUCGGAAACGUUUGGAUGAUAAUAAUCCAUCCAUACACUGCGAAAUAUGCGAGUACUUCGUGCACAUAGAAUGCCAAGAUUUCGCGGUGGCAGACUGCAAGGAGAAUGCCACGUACUUGCCUGGGAAGGACCUGUCAGCAGUGAAACACACUCAUCACUGGCGGGAAGGCAAUCUUCCGAGUAGCUCUAAAUGCGCUGUAUGCAAGAAGAGUUGUUUUACUGUCGAGUGCCUUGCCGGGUUUCGUUGCGAGUGGUGCGGCAUGACGUCGCACGCGUAUUGUUACAAGAAUAUCCCCCAAGAAUGCACCUUUGGUAACUUGGAACCAAUUUACCUGCCACCACAUGCAGUUAGUAUUCCGCGUACCGAAGUUCCCAUGGAAGCCAUCAUUGGAGUACAAGUGCGUCGUAAAGAAGUGCCGACUCGUGAGUAUUCUUGCCGUAAGUGUCUGUCGUGUAAUCACGGUGUGCGUGUUAACAGGUAAUUAGAAUAAUAGAAUGAGGAAUUGAGCUUUAUUACAAAAUUUGUAUCGCAAAGGUACGCAAAUAUUUUAUUAUAAUUGGUUCUACCAGAAAUAUAAUUCGUAUAUUAAAACGAUAUUCUUCUUAAAAA
Messenger RNA from Formica exsecta, 2786 nucleotides. Its product is annotated as diacylglycerol kinase theta-like. Gene Ontology annotation, biological process: lipid phosphorylation; diacylglycerol metabolic process; intracellular signal transduction. Gene Ontology annotation, molecular function: ATP-dependent diacylglycerol kinase activity. NCBI's taxonomy places the organism in Eukaryota, Metazoa, Arthropoda, Insecta, Hymenoptera, Formicidae. The record is from RefSeq and is a predicted model, not a curated record. The coding region runs from base 1900 to 2658 and encodes 252 amino acids. The transcript has 5 exons.